UGGCGGCGGCUGCGGUUUGAAUUCCAGCGGCGCCGCCAGACUGAGAACAAGAGCUGGGUUGGAAGGGGCGGGACCUGGGGAACCCAGCGCGCCGCGACCGCUUGGGGAACCAGUGGCGCCGCCGCAGACACCGGUGCCACCAUCUCUGUGUUCAUGAUGGACUCGGGGAUGGAACUGGACGUCACCCUGCCUGGGAGCCUCAGCAGCUGCAGUGGCCUUCACCCUAUUCUGCCAAGUGAUCUGGAUGGCAUCAGUGACACUGCUGGCUUGGGAAAUGGAGUGCUCCCAAAUGUGUCAGAAGAAAAGGUCUCUCCCACCAGAGCCCGGAACAUGAAGGACUUUGAAAAUCACAUCACCGAGCUGAAGAAGGAGAACUUCAACCUAAAGCUCCGCAUCUACUUCCUUGAGGAAAGAAUGCAGCAGGAGUUUACUGGCCCCAUGGAGCACAUCUACAAGACAAACAUUGAACUCAAGGUGGAAGUGGAAAGUCUGAAGCAGGAGCUCCAGGAGAGAGAUCGGUUGCUCGUCAAAGCCUCCAAAGCAGUGGAGAGCCUAACUGAAGGGGGUGGUUCUGAAGUCCAGCGUGUGAAAGAAGAUGCGAGAAAGAAGGUGCAGCAGAUGGAAGACCUCCUGAUGAAAAGGAUACAUCUUCUAGAAGAAGAUGUGAAAGCCGCCCAAGCAGAACUGGAGAAGGCCUUCGCAGGGACGGAAACAGAGAAGGCUCUUCGCCUCAGCUUGGAAAGCAAGCUCUCAGCAAUGAAGAAGAUGCAGGAGGGGGACCUGGAGAUGGCUCUGGCUCUGGAAGAGAAGGACAGACUGAUUGAGGACUUGAAGCUGUCUUUGAAGAGCAAAGAAGCUUUAAUUCAGUGCCUUAAAGAGGAGAAAUCUCAGAUGGCAUCUCCUGACGAGAAUGUGUCAUCUGGAGAACUCCGAGGACUUUCUGCCACUCUGAGGGAAGAAAAGGAGAGAUACGCUGAGGCUGCACAAAGGGAAUGGCAGAAGGAGAGAAAUCACUUGGAAGAGAAGAUCCAGGCACUUCAGGAGGACCUGAGAGAGAAGGAAAGAGAAAUUGCUACAGAGAAGAAAAAUAGCUUAAAGAGGGAUAAAGCCAUUCAGGGCCUAACCAUGGCAUUAAAAUCAAAGGAAAAAGAGGUUGAAGAACUCAACUCUGAAAUCAAAGAGCGCACUGUUGCCUUCACCAAAGCCAGAGAGGCUCCCUUGAAAACACAGGCCACACAAUUUCAGGGGUCUGAGGACUAUGAGUCUGCCCUGGCGGAAAAGGAAGACCUGUUGGCCGAGCUGCACUCAGAAAACCUCACAAAGAGCACUGAGAACCAUAGACUGCUCAGGAAUGUUAAAAAGGUCACCCAGGAGUUGAGUGACCUGAAGAAAGAGAAGCUGAGACUAGAGAGGGACCUGGAGGAAGCCCACCAAGAAAGGAGCAAACACACCCGCACCAUCCAUGACCUUAGAAAUGAAGUUGAAAAACUACAAAAUGAAGUGAAUGAAAGAGAGAAGGCAGUGGAGAAGCAUUACAAGAGUCUUCUGAGCGAAAGCAAUAGCAAGUUUCAUACUCAAGAACAAGUCAUCCGACUUCUAACAGAAAGCAGCAGUCAGAAGGACCUGAUGCUUCAGAAAUCCAAUGAAAAGGAUUUGGAAGCAAUACAGCAGAACUGUUAUUUAAUGAUUGCAGAGGAGCUCAAGUUUGGGAGCGAUGGCUUAAUAACAGAACAGUGUUCUCAGCAGUCACCAGGCAGCAAACUCAUCUUCUCUAAGGAAAAGCAACUAUCAGACUAUGAAGGGCUGACUGGAGACUCAAAGACAGAACAGAGCAUCUAUGCGCAUCUGACUAAGACUCUGCAGGACUCAGACAGUGUCAGCAACCUGCAGGCUGAGCUGAAAGAGGUUCUUGCCUUGAGGCAGCAGCUCGAGCAAGAGGUGCUUGCCUAUCGGAAUCUGAAGAAGGCCCUGCAGGAGCAGCUCAGAGAAAUUCAGAGGCGAGAAGAAGAAUCAUUUUCAUUCUAUAGUGAUCAAACAUCAUAUCUAAGUAUUUGCCUUGAAGAGCCCAAUCAGUUUCAAGUGGAACAUUUUUCUCAAGAAGAACUCAAGAAAAAGGUCAGUGACCUCAUACAGCUUGUGAAGGACCUCCACACAGAUAACCAGCACCUGAAGAAAACCAUUUUUGAUCUCUCUUCCAUGUGUUUCCAGGGAAACGACAGACUUGAGUCAACAAAACAAACAGAGAUCAUGGAGGACUAUGCCAAGGGCGGCUGCAAAAAUGGAUAUUUAAGACACUUGGAUUCCAGUAUUUUAGGCCAUGAUGGGAUCCCCACACCUGAUAUCCCUAGAGACCAAAGCCUGGAAGACGAGCUCCUACGCCUGCUUGACACUUUCUUCCAAAAGAAGGCCACAGUUUCGCUGGAAACCAGAAACAGGCCAGAUCUUCUGAAAGCACUCGGUGCCUUACUUUUCGAACGAAUAUGCUUGGCACAGCAGGGGCUUCCUGGAGAUCACCUUGAUAAUAAAGCUGAGAAGGCACUUCAGCAAGUAGCUGUUCAGUUGAGAGAUGAACUUGGCCAUUCCUUCCCAGACAACUCAUUCUCUAAGUCACACAAUGAACUCAAGUCAACAUGGGGAACCUGGCUAGUAAAGACAGGUGACGAAACCAAGAUGGAGCUGAAGAAUGCCUCAGUGCAAACUGACACCAAAGAGGACACCCCACGUGGAUUCAAAUCUGGAAGGAAGAGAGAAGCUUGGGAAGGGAGACCAGGAGAGGCCAUUUUCAGCACUGACCCUGAGUCAGAGGCCUUGUGUGAGAUACCAGGGCUACAGGCCACUCCCUUCUCAUUCCCCAGUACAAUCAACAAGGAUGUUGAGAAGAUGGGCUUUCUUAUCCAAUUAAAAACACCUGAGUUAUUGGAAAAUAAGUAUGAUCUUCCUGCCUCCCCAGAGGUGGUGGCUCAGCUCCAGGGCCAGGUUCUAGAGCUGCAGGGGGAGCUGAAGGAGUGUAAAACAUGUAAUAAGCAACUCCAUGACAAGCUAAUUCUGGCAGAGGCAAUGAUGGAGGAGAUGACAACACCCAAACCUGUGCUGCUGAAUGGGUCUGUAGCUCAGCCCAUUGUGAGAGCAGCCUACCAGGACAACCCAGGCAAACAAGAAGGACCUGAAAGCAUACACUCUGCUUGGAGAGACAAGGAAGUGGACAGUGACCAAUACACAAGCUUUGAGAUCGAUUCUGAAAUGUGUCCGCCUGAUGACCUUGCCGUAUUACCAGCAUGCAAAGAGAUCACUGAAGACUUACUAGGCCCAACCUCCGUAGUCACUUACUUGAAUUCCAAGAGUCAGCUCUCUGUUAAAGUCAGUGUGAUUGGGAGUGACCAAUCUGAGAACAUCAAUAGCCCCAAUGACACAGAAGACUUAAAACAGAAAAUCCACAACUUGCAAACUGAGCUGAAUGGCUACCGGAACUUCAUUGUCCAGUUACAGAAGCACUCUCAGUGCAAUGAGGCCAUUAUCACAGUUUUGUGUGGGACAGAGGGGGCUACAGAUGGCUUGAACAAGCUUAAGGGCAGUAUUGAUGAAGACGAGAUGACAUUUUCCAGUUUGCACCAAGUACGGUAUGUGAAGCACAUGAAAAUCCUCCGUCCACUUACCCCAGAGAUGAUUGACAGAAGGAUGCUAGAGGGCCUCAAGCAGCAGCUGGUAGAACAGGAGCAGGAGCUACAGAAGGAGCAAGAUUUGAACUUGAAACUUUUCAGCGAAAUCCAUAACCUACAGAACAAGUUCCGAGACCUCUCCCCAUCUAGAUACGAUUCAUUGGUUCAGUCCCAAGCCAGGGAGCUCUCCCUUCAGAGGCAGCAGAUUAAGGAUAGCCAUGACAUCUGUGUCAUUUACCGUCAACACGUGAGCACCAUGAUCAAGGCAUUUGAGGAGCUUCUGCAGGCCAGUGAUGUGGACAGUUGUGUGGCUGAGGGCUUCCGGGAACAGCUAACACAGUGUGCUGAGCUGCUUGAACAACUGGAAAAGCUGUUUCUCCAUGGAAACUUAGCCGGAGUGGAACCGUGUCCCCAGAGUGAACUGCUAGAGAGGCUAAGGAUCAAGGAAGACAACUUAACCUACCAACAUCUCCUGCCUGAAUCUCCUGAGCCUUCUGCCUCUCAUGCACUAUCUGAUGAGGAAAUAUCCGAUAAGUCCUCCCUUUCCCGAGACCAGAAGCCAGACAGCGAGACUGAGGAGUGUCCAGUGAUGGCGAGCUCUUUUCCUCAAGACUUACUAAUGGAACACAUACAGGAAAUUCGAACUCUGAGAAAGCGUUUGGAAGAAUCUAUUAAAACAAAUGAGAAGCUCCGGAAACAGCUGGAACGGCAGGGGUCUGAGGCUGACCAAGGUUCCACAAAUGUUGCUGCUUACGGCUCAGAGCUGCACAGCUCUCUGACAUCAGAGAUACAUUUCUUGAGGAAGCAAAACCAGGCCCUCAGUAUGAUGCUCGAGAAAGGGGCCAAAGAUAAACAGAAAGAGAAUGAAAAAUUACUUGAGUCCCUGUCCAGGAAGGCGGCAAGUCUUGAGCACCUUCAGCUAGAGUAUACCAAUGUAAAGGAAGAAAAUGAAAGGUUACAGAGAGACAUCAGUGAGAAGGAGAGACACAACCAGAAGCUGACCCAGGAGGUCUGUAGCAGCCGCCAGGAACUGAGCAGGGUACAGGAAGAAGUGAAGUUGAAGCAGCAGCUGCUCUCCCAGAACGACAAGCUGCUGCAGUCCCUCCGAGUGGAGCUGAAGGUGUAUGAGAAGCUGGACGAGGAGCAUAGGAAGCUACAGCGAGAGGCCCAAGGUGAGGCAUCUGGAGAAGGCUGGAAGGGGCCUGAUUCUUUCAGUAACCUGCAUGGCCUCCUGACAGAGAUGCAGGCUCUCCGUGACCAGCUAGAAAGGAGCAUCCAGAACAACAGCACCCUGAGGAGCAAGCUGGAAGAACAGCUGUCACAGGGAUCCAAGAAGGCCCAGGAAGGGGCCCUCACGCUGGCUGUCGAGGCCUUGUCUGUCCCCGAGUGGUCCCUUCAGCUGGACAAACACGACGGCAACAAAUGUCCUGAGGCCAGUGAUAAUUCAUUUGAUCUGUUUGAAUCCAUCCAGGCAAUGGCACCUAAAUCAGCGUCGGAGGCUCCUCUGCUCUCCAGAACUGACGUGGGCUCCCUCUCCUGUGACAGCAGCACUUCUGCCACCAGCCCCCCUUGUAUGCCCUGCCUGGUUGCUGACCACCGUGUGUGGGCCAGUAAGAGUGGCCACCAUAUGCUGGGUCUGAUUGAGGACUAUGAUGCCCUCCAGAAGCAGAUCAGCCGGGGCCAGAGACUGCUUGCCAAGAUGGACAUUCAAACUCAAGAGGCUCUGAGCCCAACAAGUCAAAAGCUGGAGCCAAAGGGUCCACACUCUGUGCCUCUGAGCAAGUUUCUCUCCAUUAUGAACAUUGCCAAGCUGAUCCUGGAAGAAGCCUCAAGAUUGCUGAAGCUCUUCUGGAGGGUCUCAGUCCCCACAGAUGGCCAGUGUUCUCUUCACUGUGAGCAGAUUGGAGAAAUGAAGGCAGAGAUCACCAAACUACACAAAAAGUUGUUUGAACAAGAAAAGAAGCUGCAGAACACAGCAAAACUUCUGCAGCAGAAAAAGCACCAGGAGAAAAUCAUCUGUGAUCAGUUGGUCAUCACCCACCAAGUCCUUCGGAAGGCCAGGCGAAACCUGGAGCGAAGGCCCCGGGCUGCCCAUCCAGGAACAUCCAGUCCCAGCAGACCGGGCUUGUGAAGAGAGCUUUCAACUAAUAAAGCUUGUGGU
Onychomys torridus (southern grasshopper mouse) is the source of this 5817-nucleotide messenger RNA. RefSeq names its product CDK5 regulatory subunit associated protein 2 (gene Cdk5rap2). Gene Ontology annotation, molecular function: transcription cis-regulatory region binding; calmodulin binding; protein kinase binding. Gene Ontology annotation, biological process: regulation of mitotic cell cycle spindle assembly checkpoint; positive regulation of DNA-templated transcription; centriole replication. NCBI's taxonomy places the organism in Eukaryota, Metazoa, Chordata, Mammalia, Rodentia, Cricetidae. The transcript has 37 exons. Bases 154 to 5787 code for a protein of 1877 amino acids. The record is from RefSeq and is a predicted model, not a curated record. Gene Ontology annotation, cellular component: pericentriolar material; perinuclear region of cytoplasm; microtubule plus-end.